Molecule: messenger RNA, 2042 nt
Organism: Setaria italica (foxtail millet)
Lineage: Eukaryota; Viridiplantae; Streptophyta; Magnoliopsida; Poales; Poaceae
Product: protein ALTERED XYLOGLUCAN 4
Exons: 2
Coding region: 186-1487 (433 amino acids)
Cellular component (GO): Golgi apparatus
Molecular function (GO): O-acetyltransferase activity
Source: RefSeq, a predicted model, not a curated record
GAAACUGCCAUUGUUCUUAUUUAAUUUGGCAGAACAGAUCCACAUGCAAUACAUAACCGUGCAUAAUAAGAAAAGGUCCUAACCUCUUCCCAAAGCUAACCCAUCUCCUAUAUGAUUGAGCUGGGCUAUAUGUACAUCGAACUUCCCAACUCAAUCUCUUUCCAUUGCUCAUCUGCUACCUAGAGAUGGGAGCGUCGUACCAGCCUCUGGAUCCCCACAACCAGAAGCCAUCCAGCAAAAAACCUCUCUCUUUCCUCUCCAAACCCGUCUGCGCCUGGCUCGCCUGCGGCUUCAUCUCCUUGGCCCUCCUCCACCUCCUCUGCUGCUCUCCCGCGGGCACUCAACGAACGGCAUUCUCUCCUCUGCUCCAGUACAUCAACAACACCUACUCCUUCGUCUCAUCGGUGCCUCCGCGAGGGGAUGAGAGCUGCAACUACUCGGAGGGGAGGUGGGUAUGGUCGCCAGGCUACGCGCGGCGGUACAACGCCACCGAGUGCAACGUCAAGGAGAGCCACGACUGCCUCCGCAACGGGCGGCCCGACACGGGCUACCUCGACUGGCGGUGGCAGCCGGCCGGCGGGUGCUCGCUGCCGGCGUUCGACGCCAGGGCGUUCCUCACGGCGAUGCGCGGCAAACACAUCGCCUUCAUCGGCGACUCCAUGGCGCGGAAUCAGGCCCAGUCCCUCGUCUGCCUCCUCAGCGCCGCGUUCCCGAACCGGCUCCUGUACCGGGACGCCGACCCGCGCAAGUACAACUUCUGGCGCUACGCGUUCCCGACGCACGACGUGAAGGUGUCCUUUUACUGGAACCCGUUCAUCGUCAAGGCCACGGGCAAAUCGGAGGACGAGAGCAUCCGCGAGAACCACGUGCAUCUCGACACGCCCGGCGACGGGUGGGGCGCCGACGCCGACACGAUCGACGUGGCGGUGCUCGGCGCCAGCCACUGGCUGCUGAACGGGGCCAUCUACUACAACGGCAGCGAGGUGAUCGGCGCUCAUAACGCCCCGGCCGAGCUCAACUACACUGGCGUUGGCUACGCAUGGCCGCUCAAGAUGGCGUACCGGACGGCGGUGGAGCGGCUGAGCUCAAGCCGGCCGCGCACGGUGGUGCUCGCCACGUUCUCUCCUGCUCACUUCGAAGGCAGGCCGAGCGACAGCCCCACGGCGUGCACGAAGAUGGAGCCGUACGAGGAGGGGGAGAAGGAGCUGGACUGGAUCUGCAAGGAGCUCAGGGACAUUGUCUACGACGAGGCGCAGGCCGCGAAGGUGAGGAUCGCCGGGGCAAGCGCGACGAGGAUCGAGGUGCUGGACGUGACGAAGAUGGCGGCGAUGCGGCCGGACGGGCACCCGAGCGUGUACAUGCACCGCGACCCGUUUGCGCACGGCGUGCCGGAGAGGAUGUACUCCGACUGUCUCCACUCCUGCCUGCCGGGGCCUGUCGACACCUUCAACGAGAUGUUGCUGCAGAUUCUGAGGAAGAGGCGAUGAAGCACUGAACCUUCAGUUUAGAACUUUUGCUUCUUGAAUAUACUUUAUUCUUUCAAAUACUUGUACUCUGAAAGAUUCUCUGUAAGAGAGAUUAAGCUAAACCCAGUGAUGCAACACAAAAUUUAGAGCACGCGAAAGCCAUGCAGUAGUCGACGUGUCCUUGCACAACAUCGCGAAACUCAAUGCCAGCAAUUUUUACCUCCCUCAGCUGAAGUGACAAACUUUACCGUUGCUUAGCCUCUGAGUUGGUGACGGACCGUAAGAUAGUCUAUCUCAAGCAAAUUAGGAUGAUCAAGCUUCUGAACAAUUUCAAUAAUCUUGGGAUUGACAAGUUGAUGCCCUUAGAAAACUAUCUGCACAAGGUCGAGGGAUCAUGGAUCUUAGUUGUUCUUAUUUCUGAAUAAAUAUUCUGUUUUCGCACAUCUCCAUGCUCCACACCGUUGAAUUAGCAAUUAAUGUGGUAACAGAUUCGAGUUAAAUAAGCAGUGGCUACUCUGAUCUUUGCAGGACAUCAUUUAGACCAGGGAUAUAAUGUAUUUUAAGGGCCCGUUUAAA